Molecule: messenger RNA, 1273 nt
Organism: Eurypyga helias (sunbittern)
Lineage: Eukaryota; Metazoa; Chordata; Aves; Eurypygiformes; Eurypygidae
Product: sentrin-specific protease 2-like
Exons: 13
Biological process (GO): protein desumoylation
Cellular component (GO): nucleus
Molecular function (GO): deSUMOylase activity
Source: RefSeq, a predicted model, not a curated record
CUUACAUGUGGUUGCAAAACACUGUUCUGUGUGUUCUUUCCUCAGCGUUGGGCAGCGUGUUCAAGAUCCUCAUGUCCGUUUACCAAAAAGGCGAAGAACAGAUUACUCUGUCUCUGAGCACAACGAGACAGUUAAAGUUUCUGCUGUGGCUACAUUGCCAGCCAAGGCAAGAAGUGAAGGCCAGAAGGCUUCAGACAGCUAUGCCGCUCCAAUCGCGGAGUCUGUGGAAAAGGUUAAUAAAAUGCCUUGUGGAACCAGUACCUGCCUGAAUAGAGAAACACUAUUCCUUUCACAAGAGACAGUUCCAUAUCUGAGUGUUCAGUCCUGCUACCUAGAACCAGUGAUGACUGUGACUCACCUGGAAGAUCAAAAAUACUCAGAUUUCUAUCCGUGUAUGACACUAAGGACCAGUAUCACAUACGCGAACGGUAACAGCCCGCAGUGGCCUCAGAGUGGUGAUAAGAUCAGGUACUACACACCAGUAGGAAAUCUUUAUGAACAGGGAAAGCCAGUGAAGCAAGCCACUGCAGGGCUGCCUGUCAUUGUUGUGGAAGAAGAAGAGAAAUUCCCAAGCUCGGAAAAUCUAGAAGAGCACUUUCCUCAGUUCACACAGGCCAUGGAGAGAGAGGUCGUUGCUGCACUUGGCAAAGGUGAUCCAGAUGAGGUCUUGAGCAGUGCCUUCAAACUAAAGGUCACUCGUGCGGACAUCCACACACUCAGGAGCCGUCGCUGGCUAAAUGAUGAGGUCAUUAAUUUCUACAUGAGUCUUCUGGUGGAAAGAAACAAAAAGAACGGAUAUCCAGCAGUCCAUGCUUUCAGUACUUUCUUUUAUCCCAAACUAAUUUCGGGGGGAUACAACAAUGUAAGAAGAUGGACCAGAGGUGUGGAUCUCUUCAAGAUGGACCUCAUCUUAGUGCCCGUUCACUUGGAAACACACUGGACACUAGUGGUCAUAGAUGUCAAAGAGAAGACCGUCAGAUACUUUGACUCAGCAGGACAAGACGGGGACAGCAUUUGUCAAACUUUGCUCCAAUACCUAAAACAAGAAAGCCAGGAAAAAAGAAAUCUGGAGCUGAUUUCUUCGGAGUGGACUAUUCACAGCAUGCAGCCACAUGAAAUCCCUCAGCAAAUGAAUGGAAGUGACUGCGGGGUUUUUGUGUGUAAAUAUGCGGAUUUUAUCUCCCAAGAGAAACCGAUGACCUUCACACAGAGUCACAUGCCUUACUUCCGCAAAAUGAUGGUGUGGGAGAUAAUCCAUCAGCAGCUGCUGUGA